AUGUUAGAAGAGAAAAAUUCCGAAAAGACUGAGGUCCACCCUAUCACGUCCGUGGCUGCUGGUGAUAUCAAAAACUAUAUUAGUAGCUACCAAACCAACGGUGGAGGUGACGAUGCUCAUGCUGCUAAACUCCUUGAAGAAGCUCAAGCAAAUUUGAAGUUGGCCACUGAAACUGGAUAUCAACCAGAAUUACGUCGUAACUUCUCCAUUUUCUCGUUAUUGGGUGUUGGUUUUGGUUUGACCAACUCUUGGUUCGGUAUAUCGGCCUCGUUGAUCACAGGGAUAUCAUCUGGUGGCCCCAUGAUGAUUGUGUAUGGUAUUAUAAUUGUUGCAUGUAUUUCCUUAGCAAUCGGUGCUUCCUUGUCAGAGUUGACCAGUGCUAUGCCGUCCGCUGGUGGACAGUACUACUGGACAAUGAAAUUGGCUCCUAAGAAAUACGCUCCAUUUUUGUCUUAUAUGUGUGGUGCUUUUGCCUGGGCAGGUUCUGUGUUCACCUCCGCUUCUGUCACUAUUUCUAUUGCCACUGCCCUUGUUGGUAUGUACGCAUUAGGCCAAAACGAUCCAAACUUUGAAGUUAAAACUUGGAUGGUUUUCGUUACCUAUGAAAUUGUAAACCUUUUAAUGGUAGUUUUCAAUAUCUGGGAAAAGCCCUUGCCAGCGAUUUCUCAGUGGGCUCUUUACAUGUCCUUGCUGUCCUUUGUUGUCAUUACUAUUGUCAUUUUGGCUAAGUCAUCUGGUGAUUUUGCAACUGCUAAGUUCGUCUUCGUAGAUUUCUCCAAUGGUACUGGUUGGUCACUGUCAGGGAUUGCCUUCAUUGUUGGAUUAAUUAAUCCAAAUUGGUCAUUUUCCUGCUUAGAUUGUGCUACCCAUAUGGCUGAAGAAAUCUUGGACCCAGAAAGAAAAAUUCCACUUUCCAUUAUGCUUACAGUCGUGAUUGGAUUUGUUACCUCAUUCUGUUACUCAAUUGCCAUGUUCUUCCUGAUAACUGAUCUUGAUGCUAUCUUAAAUUCUACUACUGGUGUGCCAAUUAUGGAUAUUUUUUACCAAUGUGUGAAUAGCAAAGCUGGUGCCAUCGUCUUAGAGGCAUUGAUCGUUUUAACAGCUAUUGGUUGCAAUAUUGCAUCACACACAUGGCAAGCAAGAUUAUGUUGGUCAUUUUCCAGAGAUAACGGCUUACCAGGAUCUCGUUAUUGGUCAAAGGUCAAUGAGCGUACCAAACAACCAGUGAAUGCUCAUCUCAUGUCUUGCGCAUGGUGUGCAGUUAUCGGAUGUAUUUACAUGGGAUCUACUACCGCUUACAAUGCUAUGGUUACAGGGUGUAUUGUCUUCUUAUUAUUGUCAUACAUAGUCCCAGUCCUCUGUCUUCUCUACAAGGGUAGAGACAACAUCCCUCAUGGUCCAUUCUGGUUAGGAAAGCUCGGAUUAUUCUGCAACAUUGUUUUAUGUUUCUGGACUACUUUCACCACUAUUUUCUAUUCUUUCCCCACAGUAAUGCCUGUCACAGGAGGUGAUAUGAAUUAUGUUUCUGUUGUCAUUGGUGUGUUUGGAUUAUAUUGCGUAAUUUACUGGUUUGCCAGAGGUAAACGUCACUUCAAGACUAUAGAUGACCAUCUCGCAGCAAUUCCUGAAUUGACACUGCAAUUGUCUAACCAAGUCGAUGAAUUAGAAGCUAUUGUUUCCAGACAAACAGUAAAAGCAUAG
Dujonia railenensis is the source of this 1701-nucleotide messenger RNA. Lineage: Eukaryota; Fungi; Ascomycota; Pichiomycetes; Serinales; Debaryomycetaceae. The record is from the annotation of a GenBank genome assembly.